CGGUCUCCCCAGGGCCCGUCAAAGGAAGUGGGGACUACUUCCAUCCCUUAGGGGCGCGCGCAGCCGGGAGGCUUCGGCUGGGGCACAGGGCUUGCGCGCCCCUCGUUCGGUGAUGUUCGCUCUGCGGCUCCGACUUCGCGACCGCCACUUGGGUCUGCGGCACGGCGCCGACUAAACCGAGAACGAAUCCAGGUUUGACAGCAGAAGCCUACAAGGCACUUUUCACUCUCACCUCGUCGUCCCAAAGGUCACGAUGGGGAAGAAAUCGAGGGCGACCGGGAAUGUCAGCAAGAAUCAGCUGCCCGUGUGUGAUGGCUCCUCACGUGCACUGACGCCCUGUCCGUGAUGGCAUCCGAGGCCGAGAAGGCCCAGGCUCUACUCCAGUCCUGCAGCGCUGAGUCUCUACUCUGCAGCCUCGGCCUGGGCAUAUUCUGCCUGAUGGCCGACAGACUUCUGCAGUUUUCCAUAAUUCAGCAGAAUAACUGGCUUCGCGCCCUCUCUGACAAUGCGGUGCACGGUGUGAUUGGCCUGUGGUCCUGGGCAAUAGUCAUUGGAGUCAAGAAGAAGACUGACCUGAGAGAAAUCAUUUUAGCUGGAUUUUUGGCCUCUGUUAUUGAUGUAGACCACUUUUUGCUAGCUAGAUCCCUAUCUUUACAGGCUGCGCUGACUCUCCCACGAAGGCCUUUCCUGCACUGCUCCACGGUGAUACCCGCGGUGGCUCUGACCCUCAAGUUCACCAUGCACCUCUUCAAGCUCAAAGACUCGUGGUGCUUCCUCCCCUGGAUGCUGUUCCUGUCCUGGACCUCGCACCACGUCCGCGAUGGCAUUCGCCACGGCUUGUGGAUAUGCCCAUUCGGAAAAACCUCUCCCGUGCCGUUCUGGCUUUAUGUGGUGAUCACGUCAUCUUUACCUCACCUCUGUUCCCUGGCUAUGUAUUUCACGGGGACCAGACAAGCGAUGUCCUCAAAGCACGGCGUCCAUAUCGAUGUCUGAGCCCGCCGUGCGGCCGCCGGGGAUGAACGCACGGCGGGCAGGACAGUUAUGGGUAGCCAACGUUAAACUGCAUUUUAGAAAACAUGUUAGGUACUUGUAUUAAUCAUUAUGAUUCCUGGAUCCUCUUGCUCAGGAGGCACGUACACAUUUUUAGAAGUGAUAUACUUGUAAUUCUGCUUCUCUAUAUAUAGUGUGAUAUUUAGAGGCCCAUUUAUUCCAUCGUUCCUGCUGUUUACCUGGCUUUGCUAAUAGCUCUAUUAGAUUAACACCUAGUUAAGUUUUCUGGACAUAUAGUUUUAAGGGAGUCUGUUGCUGAUGAAAAACAGUUCAGACUUUCAGGUGACUAAUUUGUGGAAAGUUAGCAUUGUAUUUGGAUCCUCAUUUUCCAGAUAUGUUGAAACAGUGAAAUGGCCAAAGUAAAUGAGAUCAUGAGUAAGAUGAAUAGUGAACACUAACAUUUCUUUCUGUCAUAUAUGUUGAUCCAGACUGAAGUUUAAUUUCUCAAGUGCUUUAGUGAGUUGUGACUACUGGCAGAAUCGGCUUCAUGCACUUGUGAGAAAUUGUCAUAAUAUUCAUAAAUGACAGUGACUAACACUAGAUCUAGGUUAUUUUUCGGCAAUCACUUUAGGAAAUUAUUGUAAUACGUUGGCUGUAGUAACAUCUUCCUGAAGUGCUAUUUUUUCAGUAUCUUUGCCCCGAAACGUCAUGUGUUAGAGUUUUAACUGUUUUGAAAAGCAUAACUAAAUUGAACAAAAUACUUGUUAAAAAUUAACAUGAACAAAGUAUUGCUAUGUGGCUUAUAACCAUAGGACUUGAAUUCACACACAGGAAAGGACUUACCAGUAAUGUCAUUUUGAAUGUGAGCUCCCGAAUGUGCCAUUAAAAUUGUUUUAGCUGCUGUCAAUUUGUUCACACACUCUUCCAAAAUAUUAUGCCAAUUACAUCAUUUAAAAAAAAAAAUUGGCCUGAUACUGAGAGACAAAACAUUUUUUUUCAAAGUAGUGUUAGAAAAGUUGACUUUUCCUUUUUUUUUUUUUCUUUCAGGUUGAUCUGUCAAAAAUGAUUAGCCUUUAUUAGAGAAGGGAAUGUAGUUGCUGUAAAUUUUACAUGUGCACAGUUUAGUGUUACUUAGAUACAAAAGUCGAAGCCCCAAAGGCACCAGCUUUUGUUUGUAGCAUGUGAACCACGGGCUGUCUUCAUGUUUUCUUACAUGUUUGUGACUUUUGAUGCUAGUGAUUGGGUGCCUUCCUCUCUGAGAAAUAAUGCAGCAAUGCCUUACUGAUCCAAAGCGGACUUUUGUUAUUAAGUUAAACAGUUCUGUAAAUCGUUACCAAGGUUCAAGUCCUUUAGUUUAGUUUUUAUUGUUUCUGUUAACCAAUUGGUUACAAUCUGUUUUAUUUUACAACCUAUUAUGUCUUACAAUCUGUUACUAUCUUUUGAGAGUAAUUAUUGUAUCAGUUUGGUUGGUUUAAUAGUUAAUAUUUUGGGGGUAAAUUAAGG
Pteronotus mesoamericanus is the source of this 2493-nucleotide messenger RNA. RefSeq names its product transmembrane protein 267 (gene TMEM267). The record is from RefSeq and is a predicted model, not a curated record. NCBI's taxonomy places the organism in Eukaryota, Metazoa, Chordata, Mammalia, Chiroptera, Mormoopidae. The coding region runs from base 346 to 993 and encodes 215 amino acids. The transcript is spliced from 3 exons.